This is a messenger RNA of Conger conger (European conger), 1368 nucleotides long. RefSeq names its product estrogen-related receptor beta (gene esrrb). The transcript has 6 exons. Lineage: Eukaryota; Metazoa; Chordata; Actinopteri; Anguilliformes; Congridae. The record is from RefSeq and is a predicted model, not a curated record. The coding region runs from base 7 to 1368 and encodes 453 amino acids. Gene Ontology annotation, biological process: regulation of DNA-templated transcription. Gene Ontology annotation, molecular function: nuclear steroid receptor activity; zinc ion binding; steroid binding. Gene Ontology annotation, cellular component: nucleus.
AAUAGAAUGGCCGCUGAUGACCGGCACCUGCCUUCCAGCUGCGGGAGCUACAUCAAAACAGAGCCGUCGAGCCCCUCCUCGGUCAUCGACACGGUCAGCCACCACAGUCCCAGCGGCAACUCGGACGCCAGCGGCGGUUAUGUCAGCACCAUGAACAGCCACUCCAACGGCCUGGACUCCCCGCCCAUGUUCACGCCGGGCGGGCUGGGCGGCGGGGCCUGCCGCAAACGCUACGACGACUGCUCCAGCACCAUCAUGGAGGACUCCCCCAUUAAGUGCGAAUACAUGUUGAACUCCAUCCCCAAGAGGCUGUGUCUGGUCUGUGGAGAUAUUGCAUCGGGGUAUCACUAUGGCGUUGCCUCCUGUGAGGCUUGCAAAGCCUUUUUUAAAAGGACGAUACAAGGUACCUCCCUCCCUCCCCCGCAUAAGCACACCCCCUUUCCCCCUGUCUUUCCAAGGAAACGUAACAUCGAGUACAGCUGUCCGGCUACGAACGAGUGCGAGAUCACGAAAAGGAGACGCAAGUCCUGUCAAGCCUGCCGCUUCAUGAAGUGUCUGAAAGUGGGGAUGCUGAAAGAAGGAGUGCGUCUGGACCGUGUGCGGGGAGGCAGACAGAAGUACAAGAGGAGGAUGGACGCCGAGAACUCGACUUAUCUCGGCCUCACACUCCCCCCUCCUGCCAAAAAGCCACUUACAAAGAUCGUGUCGCAUCUGCUAGUAGCGGAGCCUGAGAAAAUAUAUGCCAUGCCAGACCCCACCAUGCCCGAAAGCGACAUCAAGGCCCUGACCACACUGUGCGACCUCGCUGACCGUGAGCUGGUGGUCAUCAUCGGCUGGGCCAAACACAUCCCAGGCUUCUCCAACCUGUCCCUGGGAGACCAGAUGAGUCUCCUGCAGAGCGCGUGGAUGGAGAUCCUGAUCCUGAGCAUCGUGUUCCGCUCGCUGCCCUACGAGGACGAGCUGGUCUACGCCGAGGACUACAUCAUGGACGAGGAGCACUCGCGCCUGACGGGGCUGCUGGACCUCUACGUGUCCAUCCUGCAGCUGGUGCGCAAGUACAAGAAGCUGAAGGUAGAGAAGGAGGAGUUUGUCACCCUCAAAGCCAUCGCCCUCGCCAACUCAGACUCCAUGCACAUAGAAGACGUGGAGGCGGUGCAGAAGCUCCAGGACUCCCUCCACGAGGCCCUGCAGGACUACGAGGGCAGCCAGCACCAGGACGACCCCCGGCGGGCAGGCAAGCUGCUCAUGACCCUGCCCCUCCUGCGUCAGACCGCCACCAAAGCAGUGCAGCACUUCUACAGCAUCAAAGUGCAGGGCAAGGUGCCCAUGCACAAACUCUUCCUGGAGAUGCUGGAGGCCAAGGUGUGA